Molecule: messenger RNA, 4049 nt
Organism: Rhopilema esculentum
Lineage: Eukaryota; Metazoa; Cnidaria; Scyphozoa; Rhizostomeae; Rhizostomatidae
Product: lysosomal cobalamin transporter ABCD4-like
Biological process (GO): very long-chain fatty acid catabolic process; long-chain fatty acid import into peroxisome; peroxisome organization
Cellular component (GO): peroxisomal membrane
Molecular function (GO): long-chain fatty acid transmembrane transporter activity; ATP hydrolysis activity; ABC-type transporter activity
Source: RefSeq, a predicted model, not a curated record
AACUGUACUCUGGUAGACCACAGCUGUUGUUCACGCCCACCGCAAGCCUUUAACACUUACUCUAAACGAGGCUAUUUCAAUAUUUUCCAAAACCAUGUAGAGCAAAGGUCGAGAGUUGAAAACUUGUGUUCUAGAAUUGCUGGAGGGGAAGAUGGGUGCUGGCAAGGGACAAGAGAAUGAAGCAUUCGUGCAAGAUGAAAAGUUUAAUGAAAAAUCUCGUGAUAGUAUUACAGACCCUAAAAUUGCUGAGGACAAUGAAAUGAGCCAGGCAAACUCGAGCAGAAAAUAUAACCUCGAUCGUUUAUUUGUCAAAAGAUUUUACCUUUGCAGCAAAAUUAUUUUCCCAAAGUUGAUGUGCAAGCCCACACUUUUGUUCAUACUAUUGCUUGUUGCAUCUGUUUGUCAACAGUAUAUUAUCUACAAUGUUGGGCUUAUCCCAAGCAAGUUUUUCAAAGUUCUUGGAGCCAAAGACACGGAGGGUUUUAGGCCGCUCGUUUUCACAGCAAUAUACUUUAUCGUUGCCAUUGCCAUGGCGAAUAGUGCCGUGAAAUAUAUUUCAGGGGUAUUAUACGUGCAGUGGAGGGAUGCUAUUACGUCAAAGUUACACAAGAAGUACUUUUUCCAAGAAACUUUCUUCCAUAUCAACACGAAAGAGCAGAGAGUUGACAACGCCGAUCAGAGAAUAACACAGGGUGAUAAAUUUUGCCAACAGUUCAGUGAGAUCAGCUCUAAACUUCUAAUAUCGCCAUUUACAAUUGCUUAUUACUCAUACCAAUGUUUUGUGAGCACUGGUUAUCUCGGUCCAGUAAGCAUCUAUGCCUAUUUUGUUAUUGGGUCUAUCAUCAAUCGUAUUAUUAUGUCUCCAAUCGUUUCUUUGGUUGUUCAGCAAGAACGAAAUGAAGGAGAUUUUCGAUUCAAACAUGUCAAUAUCAGGACAAAUUCAGAGUCUAUUGUAUUUUUACAAGGAUCAAAUAUUGAAGGGAAUAAGGUCGACACCAAACUGCAGCAGCUGCUUAAGAUUCAACAGACAAUUGUCAAUUACGAGUUUUGGUUGAACCUCAGUGUUAAUUUGUUUGACUAUCUUGGUUCUGUUUUAAGCUAUUUUGUGAUUGCAAUUCCAAUAUUUGCUGGAAGUUAUGAUAAUUUGAACUCUGUGCAACUCAGCUCACUGAUAAGUAAAAAUGCAUUUGUGUCCAUGUAUCUGAUAAAUUGUUUCAGUACGUUGAUGGACCUUGCCGGCAAAAUCACUGAUAUUGCAGGCUACACACAUCGUAUUGGAGAACUUUAUGAGUGCCUUGUCAGUCAAAGUGAAGAAUGCAAAAGAAUCUAUGACCAAUUUAUGAAAAACUGUGGAUCAACUGAGGUAUCUCAUGGGCAGAACAUUUUUUACGAUUUGAAGUCAGUAACAUAUUCUCCAAAUGGUUCCACCAAAAGUUUAGUAGACAAGAUGCACAUGACUGUUAUGAAGGGGAAAAGCAUUCUAAUAAUGGGUGCAACAGGGACAGGGAAAAGCUCUUUGCUGAGACUUCUCAGAAAUCUUUGGCAACCAGAAUCUGGGGAGGUAAAUUUAUUUUUACCAAUGGACCCAAAGAAUAUUUACUUCCUGCCUCAGAAAUGCUUCCUUACAUCUGGCUCUUUAAUUGAUCAGGUCAUGUAUCCAUUGGAGCUUGGAAAAUCUGCUGAUGAUUUGUCCAGUGAAAAGCACAAAGCAAAUGCACUGCAGUGCAUCAAAGAUGUUGGACUCAUGUCACUGCUUGAGAGAAUUAAUGGUUUGGAGACUAAUUUUGGAAACGAAUGGUACAAUGUGUUGUCACCUGGAGAAAUGCAGAGGCUUUCUUUUGCCAGAAUCUUUUUCCACAAACCAAAGCUAGCAAUUCUUGAUGAGCCAACAAGUGCACUUGGUGAAGAAGAGGAGGAGUGUUUUUACACGUUCUGCAAGCAGCUGAAUAUAACAUUGAUAAGUGUUGGACACAGAGAAAGUCUGAUUACAUACCAUGAACAUCUCCUUACCUUAAAAGGUAAUGGUGCUUGGAAAUUUCAAGAUUUGCAGGAACAAUGAAGCUGGCAAAGACUGAUUUGAAAAAUUGGUGAAGUAUUUUAUUUUUUUUAGCUGCUGCAUUUUGAUACCUGUAUUGUGAUUAUUUUUUUUGAAGAAUUGCAUUGCGUAAAAAUAAAAUAAUUUAGGCUUUAUUUUCAUGUGGUAGGGUAAUAGGAACUAGUGCAUAUGGUAAAAGGUAUGCCAAAUUUACUGCUUCGAAAAAGCAUUGUAUCAACAAAAAUCCCUUGGUUAAUGCAUACAUAUUCAUGUUAAUAUAAAUAUGCACUGAAGAAUUCUCUUGAGGUCCCCACGAUAUUAACCUGGAUCACAGUAAGUCAUUCCUCCUUGUGUAGCAGGAGUAAAAAGAAGAAGCAUUAAUCUGUUCAGGUAAGGAAAACUAAUUGGCGAGUUCUGGAAUUUCAGAGCUCGAAAACCUACCUCAUUGGGUAUUUAUGCUCGACAACGCUAGAUAAAUAUCUCAUUUAAGCUUAAACAUACAUAUUUUUUAGCGGAUACCAUGGCCUCUUUGCAAUAAUGAGAUAAUCAAUUAUGAAUUUUCUUUGUGUUAUAGAUUUUUUUAUUUUCAUAUUUGACAAAAUUGAUUUCAGACCUAAUAUUGGGAUUCCCUCGUCCCAAUUGUGGCGAUAUGAUUUUCUUUUAAGCCUAAAACGUGUAUUGAGUUAAUCCCUCGAAUUUUACCAUUUAAUUAUCUUACAACCGUUUAUAAUAAAGUUCUUUGAUUUGUUAGAAAAAUAUACUGAUAGCUAUUGAUGCAUUUACGAACUAAACAAUAGGGAAAGGCCGGGAGGGGGGGGCUGCCAUAUUUUUUCUCUUUUCACGGGACGAUCCGAAGGUCUGGGACUACUUGAAGGGAGAGUUACAUUUUUCGCCCAAGAAGUUCGAACGCCACAAUAUUCACAUUAAAAUGUUAAAAAACCCAAGACUUAACUGUUUCCUAAAGUUUUCUGCGCUGUCGCUAAAUUCCCUUCCUCCUUUCUGUGCAAUGUUGGUUCCUUAAUUAGAGGUAUCUAUGCUUCCAAUCCUUGUUAGAUUUCACUAACAGUCAUGCAAUAUUGGUAUUAAACAACUUUGUAACGGGAAAAUAUUAAACAACUUGAAAACUGUGAAGAUUUGUUUAGAUGUUCAAAUAACUUUGGCAAAGAUUGUAGCUUGAUCUAUUGGAAAUUUCAUGUGCGCACCAGUUUAAGAAAUGUGAACGUUAAACGCCUACCGGUGUACCAAAACAGCUCUAUGAAAUUUUGGACAUCUAUUCUACACAAAGAGACUACCGUGUCUUUUUUUUAAAGUGCAUUUUGUGAAGGCAAGCACAGUGUUUUAUUACGCUCCCGUAAAUUUCAGUGUUUUAGUGGAAAAUUCACAUCCCUCACUCUUGUUGCUGUCCCCUAUUCUGCCUCCGCCCGUCUCCCAAUAUGCUCGAUUAGGCGUGAUUCAUGUUAGAAUGGACAAAUUUGCAAACGGAAUCGAUUUAUCGCUGAAAAACUUUCCUGAACACAAUCUUAUUGAUUCUGUUUGGCAUAUGUACAUUUAAUUCGCAUGAAAACAAUUAGAAAUGUUGAAUUUAUUCUAAAAAAGUAUCGGCUUUUCAAACAUACAUACAAUAAAUAAAAUAGAGAAAUGUUGCCCGAUUGAAUUAUUUGUUUGAUGUGAUUAAACUUUGAGUUAUUUUUGCGUUGUUUCAAAUCAUAGUAGCGGAUUCAGAUUUUAUAUUGUAACAUAUAUUUUUAAAUAUAGAACCCUAUAAAGUUUUAUGAUGAAAAUAAAGUUUUAUGAUGAAUAGAAAGUUUUAUGAUGAAUAUGAUAUAUUUUUUGACAGAUAGUUUAUUCUUUGACUAAUUAUGUUUUAAUUUUUUUUCAUAUUGUGUUUAUACACAGACAAAUGAAUCGUUUUUACCUCGACUGUAAGCUGCUAGAGUUGUUUAUAAUGGCCUUGUUCCGCAACAUAUUCGCGUGUUUAAUUUUUUGGCAAUUAGCUAAUGAAAAACGAAAGAUU